AUGGGCAGCGAGCCAGUCAACGGUCAGACUGUCAUUGUGACAGGGGGCGCCAGCGGCAUCGGUCUUGCUAUGGUGGAGCACUUUGCUUCGCAGGGGAACAACGUCGCAGUCUUCGACGUGAACCUAGAAGUCGGAAACCAGGUUGUCUCCGGCGUCGCGAAGAAAAACCCCGAAGCCAAAAUUCAGUUCAAGAAGUGCGACGUCUCGUCGUGGGAAAGCCAAGCACAAGCUUUCAAAGAUGUAUUCCAGGAGUUCGGACGAAUCGAUAUUGUCAUGGCAAACGCUGGGAUCUCCGAGCAAGGCGGGAGCGCUCUAGCAAGCAUCGAAGAGGACGAGCCCAAGGAGCCCAACUUGAAGAUCAUGGAUGUGGACCUUUCUGGCGUUAUCUACUCUGUGAAACUCGCCAUACAUUACAUGAACAAGAACCCAUCCACAGGCCCUUCUCGAGGUUCGAUCAUCUGCACAGCUUCCAACGCCGGGCUCUACCCAUUCCCGGUUUCACCACUCUACGCAGCUGCAAAGGCAGGCGUAAUAGGCCUCGUUCGCUCUACCGCGCCGAUAGUCGAGCGCCACAAGAUCCAGAUCAAUGGUCUGGCGCCUGCAGUACUAGUCACGAAUAUCGCACCAAACAAGGCACUAUUCGAGAGCAUGGUCAUUACACCGAUGUCAACGUUGAUCAAGGGUGUUACAAAGUUUGUGGACGAUCCAAGCUUGAAUGGCGAACUGGCCGAAAUUCAUGGGGAUAACGCCACUCUUCGCCCACCACAUGACUAUGUUGAUGAGGAUAGUAAGAAGAACCUGCAGAGGUUUUGGAGCUUAGGUUAUGCUUGA
Diaporthe citri is the source of this 831-nucleotide messenger RNA. RefSeq lists its product as uncharacterized. The coding region runs from base 1 to 831 and encodes 276 amino acids. The transcript has 3 exons. The record is from RefSeq and is a predicted model, not a curated record. Gene Ontology annotation, cellular component: cytoplasm. Lineage: Eukaryota; Fungi; Ascomycota; Sordariomycetes; Diaporthales; Diaporthaceae. Gene Ontology annotation, molecular function: oxidoreductase activity, acting on the CH-OH group of donors, NAD or NADP as acceptor.